AUGGCGCUUUUCUGUCGAAAACGCUUGGCUGCUCUGGACCUGGACACCAGCGAUUCAUUCGACUGCUACGAUGCGAUGGGGCACGGCCUCUACCAGCAGCGCCUGUUUUCUCUCUCUUUCGCCUUCUCGCUGUAUGUUCACUGCAGCAUACUGGUCUUCUACCUCAUAUCGAGUGACGUGGACCACUGGUGCCGACCGCCGGCCGACUGGCCUCUGUCUGUCGCCGAAUGGAGGAACUCGGCCAUCCCUCUGGCAGCUGAUGGCAGGCCCAGCCGGUGCACUGUCUACAAGUAUCCGGGUGACCCGAACGACACCGACGUUACAACUUGCGGCCACUGGGACUACGAUCCGAAGAACAAGAAAAGGACGGUCGUGAGCACCUGGAACCUGGUCUGCAAACGGCGAUUUCUCGUCGCGGUCAUACAGGUCGUGCAGCUCGCGGGUUUCAUCUUGCUGCCCAGCAUUGGCGGCUACAUGAUGGACCGCGUCGGCCGCCGGCCAAUACUCCUGCUGUCCUCCGCCGCGUUCAUUAUCAGCACUUGCGGAGGUUGCUUUGCCAACACGUUCGCCCUGUACGUGACCAUUAGGUUCUUUAACAGCGCCUGCGUUGGCACGGGCGCCCUAGCGUCCUUCAUACUGGCGUUCGAGACAACCAGACACGAAUACCGAACAUCGUAUGGCGUUACGGUCACCCUGUUGGCCCUCAUGAUCAGUGAGCUGUGGUACAACGUGGUCAACGAAUUCAAUCUGGAAUGGUUCCUGCUUCAAGCGGUGUUCCUUUCACCCACGGCCUUGGCAUUCCUCACUUUCUGGUUUGCCGACGAGUCUCCACGAUGGCUCAUCUUCGCCAGAAACAUGGCCUCGGCGGAAGCGGUGAUGCUCGCGGCCGCGAAAAUGAACAACGUACCGCUGCCCAUCACCUCCUGCCUGUUGAACGCCGUAAAGGCUGAGGUGCUAAAGGCCGAUGAGCGUGCCGGGACGUCGCCCGUGCCUACCGAGAACUCGUGGGCGAACUACAUACCCACUCGAGCACUCUUCAUGUUCGGCGCGUACUUCUCCGUCACGUUCACCUACCUCGUGCUGCUCCAGUCGUCUGUGCAGCAGAGUACGCAGACGUGGACCCGCUGGUUGUCGCUACCCAGCAACAUGCUGACAACUCUGUUCGCGUACAAGUUCAUAGGCCGGGUACCUCCUUUGGAGUUACUCAUAUGGUGCUUCGCCAUUCUCGGCAGCCUCGUAUGCCUGCUCAGCCUGACCUUGGGAGAUCCUACGGGUGUCCUCGCGCAGGUGUUCUACAUCCCAGCCAAGGCCAUCGCGCUUGCCAUGACCGUCCUGGCUGGCAUAUGCGUGUGCGAGGUGUUCCCGACACCUGUGCGCGCGACGGCGCUGAGCUGGUCGUUCGCCGUCGGCCGAAUGGGAGGCGUGUGCGGGACAAUCGCGGCGGGGUUGAAGGUCGUCGGUCGUGAGGACCUCGCCCUGGCCAUUUCUGCGAGUAUGAUGUUCCUCUCGCUGGCGGCGCUCAUUCGAAUGCCUGGCAAAAACACGGGUCCUACUAUCAACAUACGCCGGAUAUCCGCCUCGUGCAGCCAAAGCCUGGACCACAUGAAGAUGACGCUGGAGCCACUGGAUUACCGGAAGCCUGAGAAAAGGCGAUAUAGUCACGAGCGGAAAAAGUCCCACUCUUCGAGCUUGUCCCGAAGGCGCCAUUCCUUUUGGGAUGCAUAG
Messenger RNA from Rhipicephalus microplus (southern cattle tick), 1725 nucleotides. Its product is annotated as solute carrier family 22 member 13. The record is from RefSeq and is a predicted model, not a curated record. Gene Ontology annotation, molecular function: transmembrane transporter activity. Gene Ontology annotation, cellular component: membrane. Lineage: Eukaryota; Metazoa; Arthropoda; Arachnida; Ixodida; Ixodidae. Gene Ontology annotation, biological process: transmembrane transport.